AUUCCACUUUUAUUUCUGCUUAACGAUUCAAUUCUUAAUUUUCUUUUGGAAAAAAUUAAAAGGAAGAUUAGCAACCCCUUUGUUUUGAAGAUGAAAUGCUCAAAACAAGUGACUGUUAGAUACAUGUAUUGGAACUUGAUGCACUCUGGCCAAACUUCGAGAGUUUGCCUGCAGGACUUUAAUUCAUGAAUUAGUGUUCUCUAUAAACUCUUAAUGUAUAAAAUAUACUUAUAAAGAUUUUGAUGUUUUAUUCCAUUUAGUGUUAAAGCAUUUAUAAAAGCAGUAGCAUUAACAAAUGGUGUGCGUGUCUUUAUAACUCUGUGUUUUGCAGACAUGGACAGCGAAACAGAACACAUGAUUUUGCGGGUCGUUGAGCCAGACAGUGCGGAAAUUUAAACUUGCCUCUCGCCCCUCCUCUGUGCAAUCACUAAUUCGUAGAUUAAAGGAUGGAUUAAGUAUUGACUCGGACUUUACACUGAUGUAUGAAGACCCUGAUUUUGAUGGCAAGCUCACAUCUCUGGUUGACAUAAAUGAGCUACCUCAAAAAGCUGUUGUUCAUAUCAAGCUUACAGAUGAUUCAAGUGCAGCAUCAACUGAAAUUCUGUCAGAUGUAUCUUCCCCUGAACGCUUGUGUAGAUGGCCAUCUCACUUUCCUGUCCCGUCGUUUGGUUUGGAUGUAGAGCUGAUUUUAAGAGAUGGUCAGAAAGAAUAUGAAAGAAAUGGAACUCCACUAAAACUUACCAGGGAUCAGAGGCAUGAUAUUCUAGAAAAGAUGGCCUCGGCAAUAUAUGGAUUUAAGGCUUACCAAAUCAAAAAAGAGAUUGAAAAGUCAGCUGCAGCACUUGUGGAAAAGCACCCAUGUUUGAAAGAAAAAGGAUCUGGAACUGGAUAUGAUGGCUGGGCAAAUAGCUUAAAAUACAAAAUGGCGAAUAUGCAAACUAAAAUGAGAAAAGCUGGAAGUCAGGAAGUAAUGGUAAAUGCUGGCAAGAGAAGUCGAAGUAACCCUGAUGGGGAGUGCUCACAUUCCAACAUUAAAAAGCCAAAGCGAGCAGAAAUAAACUUUCUGCCCAACUUCCCACGAGGAGAGGAUGCAUCCAGUCUUGAAGAACAGAGAGAAAAAAUAGUGGAGGAGAUGAAAAAAGUAGAAAAGAACAUGACCACGGUUGGUAAAUUAAUGCAAACAACCUUUGCCCUCCGAAGACAAAACAUUGUGGUUUCUGCAGCACCAGUGAAGAACCUGCUGGAGCUUUGGCCUGCGCUUCAGUUGCCAUCUGAGGUGUAUGCAGAAUUUCAGCGCAUAACUAACAAAAAUCUGCAGAAUUGUUUCUACGCCGAGCUUGAUGUGCACACCACCCGUCUGAUGACUCUGUUCAGACAAAAGGCAUCCAAAAAAGGCAAGGCUGCUGAUUCCUUGGCGGCCAUUUUCAAAGUCCAUGAUGAGCAGAUCCAGCAUGAUGUCCACACCCGACGCACGACUGUCCUCCAUGCGCUACCUGCUUACCUGCGUGAAGAAACAUCAGGGUUUUUCAUCUCUUGUGAUGAGGAUGUGGAGGAACCUGAUCUGUCCACGACACCUUCUGCUCUCUUGUCCAAAGUCUGCGGUGGAGAUGGCUAUCCAGUGAGCUACGGGAACGAGGUCUCCGUAGUCUUGGAGGGUCAAGAGAUCAUAACAUUAGAAAACCUUCCAGAAGCCUUCCUGGUAAUGUUUGGGCUAAUGUACACGUUACAUAUUAGCUAUCCCAAACAUCUGAAACUUACUUUUGAGUUUGUGCAGAAAAUAAUUCUGGGGCUUGAUGAUGGCAAGCACCAGACUGCAGACUUUGAAAAAUGA
Boleophthalmus pectinirostris (great blue-spotted mudskipper) is the source of this 1831-nucleotide messenger RNA. RefSeq lists its product as uncharacterized. The transcript has 4 exons. Lineage: Eukaryota; Metazoa; Chordata; Actinopteri; Gobiiformes; Gobiidae. The coding region runs from base 479 to 1831 and encodes 450 amino acids. The record is from RefSeq and is a predicted model, not a curated record.